Linum trigynum is the source of this 3123-nucleotide messenger RNA. Lineage: Eukaryota; Viridiplantae; Streptophyta; Magnoliopsida; Malpighiales; Linaceae. The record is from the annotation of a GenBank genome assembly.
UAAAUUACGAGUACGAUCAACCACCACAUCAUCUCUUCCAAAAUUUGCAAAUGCAACACAAAAGAUGCAUCCAUCACCCAUGUCUACAUAUCCUGCCUCAACUAACCAGUUAAAUAUUAGUUUGGCCAAAUCCUCCUGCUGAAUAUAUAAUUAGUGGUAAAGAUCCUGACAUAAUCCCCUAACAUACCUCUUAAGUAACACACAUAGUGGAGCACCACAAACCACAACUGGCCUAACUAACAAACUGAGCUACUGCAAAAAUUGCAGACCUCUUACACCACUCCUUACAUAGCUUCAAUGUUCAUAAAGUCUCCCCAAAUGCCAACUUGCAGCACAUUAAUCUAAUAUAAUCCCUUCCCAAAAUGAAUUAUCACAAGCUAAACAUAUAUUAAACAAAAUUAGUUUAGUAGUUUCUGUUUUGUGUUUAAGAUUAGUUGUUGAAAGGGUUGUUCAAAGAGAAAGAGAUGGGAAUCAAUGGAUGGGCUGGCUUGGAUUUAGCUCUCUGGUUAUAAAGCUGGGUUUUUUUAGCAUCUACCAUAAUUAGGAGCUUAAUAAUACAAUUUUUAUUCUGUUAAAACCUUUUUUUCUUGUUAUUAAUGAUUGAUACAAAACUCUCUCCCUCUCUCCCUCUCUCCCUCCCCUCCAUCUCUCCUUAACUAAUCUAACAUAUAUAUAUAUAUAUAUGUACAUAUUUUAAGCUUAGUUGUUCUCCCUUUUUUUAUUCAGGAGGAUCCUCCUUUGUUUGGAUUUGUAAAUAGUUUUUAACACAUAAGAACAGGAGGUAUCCAUCCAACCCCCCAUUUCUCCUUUUGCCAAAUAGGUAAUGCAAACCUCCCCUGUUUUUCUCCUCCCCUGUUUUUCACCUCCCCUGUUUUCUUCACAAUUGAUUGUGUCCAUGGUUUUUGGUGAUUAAUUGCUAGACGAUCCGACAUUGUUGUGCUUUCAGGACUUAAGAAAGAGCGUCAGUCAUGGGGGAUACGAUGAUGUAUGGAAUUCCCGACAAGAAUCCCAAACCGGGACUCGACGAGUUCUCGGAGGAAGAGAAGAAGAAGAAGGCAGGGGGAGGAGGGGGAUCCUUCAAGAAGAAGGUAUCGAACAAGUUCCGAAACUCCCUGACGAUGACGAAGAAGGGUCGCCGGAACAGCAGGGUGAUGUCGGUUUCGAUCGCCGACGAGAUCGACGCCGAGGAGCUGAGGGCCGUGGACGCGUUCAGGCAGGCGCUGAUUCUUGACGAGCUUCUUCCGAACAGGCACGAUGAUCACCACAUGAUGCUGAGGUUCCUGAAGGCGAGGAAGUUUGAUAUUGAGAAGGCCAAGCAGAUGUGGUCGGACAUGAUCCAGUGGAGGAAGGAGUUCGGUACCGAUACUAUCAUGGAGGAUUUCGAGUUCAAGGAAGUAGAUGAAGUGUUGCAGUACUAUCCACAAGGGUACCAUGGAGUCGACAAAGAUGGCCGGCCGGUGUACAUCGAGAAGCUCGGGGAAGUCGACGCCAACAAGCUGGUUCAGGUCACGUCGUUGGACCGAUACGUGAAGUACCAUGUUCAGGAGUUCGAGAAGGUGUUCACUUACAAGUUCCCAGCUUGCUCCAUUGCUGCUAAGAAGCACAUCGACCAGAGCACCACCAUCAUUGAUGUUCAAGGAGUUGGGCUUAAGCAGUUCACCAAAACAGCCAGGGAGCUCAUCAGCAGGAUUCAGAAGAUCGAUGGUGACAACUACCCUGAGACGCUGAACAGGAUGUUCAUCAUUAAUGGUGGAGCUGGGUUCAGGCUUCUGUGGAACACUGUUAAAUCGUUUCUGGACCCCAAGACGGCUGCCAAAAUCCAUGUUCUUGGGAACAAGUACCAGAGCAAGUUGCUUGAAGUGAUUGAUGCUAGUGAGCUGCCAUCAUUCUUUGGAGGCACCUGCACUUGUGCUGACAAGGGUGGCUGCAUGAGAUCCAGCAAGGGACCGUGGAAUGAUCCUGACAUCCUCAAGAUGGUUCAAAAUGGCGAGGGCAAAUGCCACUGGAGGACAUUGUCAGGGAUUGAGGAGAAGUCCAUCCCUGAAGAUAAGGAGACCAUCAUCAAGGUCUCCAGCAAUGAAGCGGAGGACCUCAAACCCUAUCCAGUUCCUGAGGAUCUUCCCAUCGUCAACAUGAUGAGCAAGAUCACCCCAGAUGAGUAUGAGAAGUCGAUCCAAGUCUUCGAGAAGACGAUAGAUGCUAACUGGAAACCUUCUCCAGGAAAGGUUGUUCUUCCCGAGGACGGUACCAUUGUUCCUGCAAACGGGAAGCACAUGAUGGGCGGGGUCAUGGCCGUGGUGAUGGGAGUGGUGUCGUUGAUCCGAAUGACAAAGACAAUGCCGAGGAAGCUGACCGAGGCAGCCAUCUACGGCAGCAAGACCUACUACUCUGACUCGCUCAACGACCCCGCAGCUGUUGCAGCUGGCACUAGUGCAUUCACUGAAUCCUCCAUCACCACCUCAGACUACAAGAACAUGAUGCUGCGAAUGGCUGAGGUUGAAGACAAGCUGAACGUUCUCUGCUCAAAGCCCGAUGGCAUCCCUCCUGAGAAGGAGGCCAUGUUGAUCAACGCAAUUAGCCGUGCUGAAGUCCUCGAGAAGGAGCUCUGUGCAACUAAGAUGUUGCUUGUGGAGGCUAUGGGGAAGCAGCAAGAACUCCUGGCUUACAUUGAGAAGAAGAACAAGAAGAAGAAGAGGCAUUUCUUCGGGUUCUGAACGAGGAAUUAGUUGCUCCAUGACAAUGGCUGAUUGAGGAUGUGAUGCUACAGAUCAUUUUUACCUUCUAUUAUGUACUUUUUUGGGUUCUUGGGGAAUCUCCAUGACUGACUAAGUCCUUUUGGCUUCAAGAUUGCUGCUUUGCUCUGUAUAUUAUUAAGUUAAUCUCUUCAAAAGCUUUGCAUAGGGCAGCAUUGUAAUGAAUUGUUACAACAUCUUGUAAUCGGAUGAAAUGGAGGGUUCUUUGAAUAUUAUUGAACAACAGCCUGCCAAGUCACAAAUGGUUCUACCAUGUGAAUUUAUCUUUUGAUCUCCUGUCUUUUCUCAUUCUUACUUAGAGAGACGCAGGUAUGAAUGAGAAAAUAUAUGAAUAAGAAGUUCCAAGUAACAAUAUAAUCUACUUGGUUCA